Molecule: messenger RNA, 1335 nt
Organism: Coccomyxa subellipsoidea C-169
Lineage: Eukaryota; Viridiplantae; Chlorophyta; Trebouxiophyceae; Coccomyxaceae
Exons: 9
Coding region: 1-1335 (444 amino acids)
Biological process (GO): cytokinin-activated signaling pathway; phosphorelay signal transduction system
Source: RefSeq, a predicted model, not a curated record
AUGGCUGCAGGCCUCAAGCGGAUACCCAGCUUCUCGGGGCGACCAGGAUUCCCCAACGGUCUGCAGGUGUUGGUUGUGGACGGGGACACCAGCAGCAGCCAGUGCUUGCGGCAGAAGCUGGAGGAGCUGGCAUAUGAAGUCAGCUGCUGCUCGUCCGGAUCUGACGCUUCGGCGCUCCUGCGCAAGGAGGACUCCAGCUACGACAUUCUCCUAGUUGAGGCCAAAGCUCUGGCAAAGGAUGCUACUGAUGGAGGCAGUCUCAGAGAUUCUGCAGCGCACCUGCCGCUGGUCCUCAUGUCAGAAAAGAGCAGCAGCACAGACGCUGUAUGGCGAGGCAUAGAGCUCGGGGCAGCGGACGUUCUGGAGAAGCCGCUGUCCUCCUUGAAGCUGCGCAACAUCUGGCAACAUGUCGUUCGCAAGAUGAUGAGCUCGUCCCAGGACAGCAGCAGGGAGGCGGUGCCCUGCAAGAUGGAGCCGAAGAGCAAGGGCAAGGGCGUGUCAGCGCCCUCCAGCCCUCGCACUCCCUCCCCUGCAGCCUCCCUCCUCACCAUCAGCAGCGGCACGAUGACAGAGAAGAGCUGCAAGGGCGGCGGCGAUGAGGCCUCCUUCUCAGGUGUGGGAGAUGUGAAGAUGUCCUGCUCGGCAGAGGCGCCGGAGCCCUGCGAUUCGCGCGCGACCGCUGAGUCACCCGCCAGCACGCAGACCAAGGUCACGUUCCCGGGGUGCUUGAAUAGCGGCGGCACGGCGCUCGCGGCUAGCAAGAAUUGCAGCCGCAAGAGAAAGGCAAAGGCGCCGGACACUCCUGCAUCGGUGGCGAGCCGGCCGCCUCUGGCCAUCAGGCCCCCCGCAUGGGCCUCCCCAUUUGGUCCCCCCCACCAGGGCAACACCCACGUCGUCGGCAUGGCCCCGCCACAGUGCUAUAUGCAGGGGGUUGACCCCACGAACGGGUGCGUAUGGGGCACGCCAGCAGGGGGCGUCAGCCAAGCGCCAGCCUACAUGCCCGGCUGGGGCUUCUCGCCGCAGCCAAUGCUUUCCGGCAGCUUCUUGCAGCAUCCCUCCACCAGCGACCUGCACAAGUGCCCCAGCGUGGGUGCCAGCAGCCUGGCAAGCAGCCUGGACAGCAGCCUGACGCUGUGCGGCUUUGGCGCGGACCUGCCUGACGACGAUCUCCUGUUGGAGGACGUGCUUCUGCCGGACGAGGAUCUUCUGGACUUGGCCCCAGAUGAGCCCGCCACCAUGAAGGCCCCCGAGCAGCCGCCCAUCGGCCUCAAGCUCAAGAAGUCCGCUUCACUCAUCGACCUCAUCAAUGCGCAACUGUCCGCCGCCACCGCCUGA